AUGCACGCAUGCAGCGAUUCUUGCAAUUUUCCGUGUAAUUUGCGGUCCGAGGAUCAACAAACUCCCGACGACUCCGCGCGUGGCGAUCCGGCGCCAUCCGUCGCUUCGCUGGUGACUGUACAGAGGCUGCGCGGGGAGCAAACCGAAGGCCAAACGCCCGGCGCCGCAGAGGGAAGGGAGAAGGCGCCCGAGAGCGAGCCAGAGAGGAAGAGUGCCGAGGACGAAACCGGGAGAGACAGGGACGAACCCCUGAGCCCGCGAACCCCCGAAGGAACCGGCAUGUAUGAACCGCAGGAAGACGCGAGACUUCAAAGUGAAAAGGCAGCCAAAAUGUGCGGCUCGGAGCUCGUGUCGCGCAUGCCGGUCUCCCUCCCCACUGCGAGGAGGUCCCGGCCCAUCAUCAUCAGAAACCGCGUCCGUUGCAACACGGACGGAUUCAUCAUCUUGCCGCGGCGUCGAGAAGGAACGAAUGGUAGUCCGUACCUCAUCCCGCCGGCGUCCGUCGUCCCCAGACCCAGCGAACCUCCGAGCCAACCUCCUCAGUUCAACUUGGUUCCCAGCAUCUUGGGCGCUGUCGACGACGAUGAAAGCGAUCUUGCCUUGCCCCACCUGCAGACCGCGCAGUCUCCGUCUUCGUUGUUUUCGCCGUACGCGGCGGUUUCCUCUCUGUACCCUGACAUGUGGAAGGCCCGGCCGUGUGAGUCCGCCGAGGGGACCUUCUGGCCCGCGCCCGUCGACCCAAAGAGUAGCUCACGCUCCGCGUCGCCGAGUUCGAAACCAGACACCGCGCCGCUGCCGUCCGGCGAGUGCGCCGUGGAGCCGACCUGCGGAAGCGAGGGCGAGAAACCCAGCGGAGACUCUAGCGGCUCAACGAUCGGUGCCUGUGUGGCGUCUCUCGCGGCGCACGGCGAGGACACCAUCGAGAAGGAGGCUGUCUCCCUGCUAGAGAGAGUGUCUCUGGGUGGAUCGUGGCCGCGCGAGACACAAGACGGCUUCGCUCAGCGGCGACCCACCACCCCGGACGCCACGGACUUUCGCGCGCUGAGUGUCUGCGGAGAAGGCAUUCAGGGAACGGGACUGCCGAAUCCAAGCGACGGCUGUUUUUCCGAGCACGAAUCUGCUCGCGGGAGUCGGACUGCUGCGAGGGACUUCUGGGAGAGGGAGGAGUCGAUGACAGGCGACGACCCGCGGAGCGGGGCGGGGAUGCACGGCGGGGAUGCACGAAGUGCGCCCGUGGGCGGAUGUGACAACGCCGCAUCGUGGGAACGCCACUUUGCUGGAGAGACGCCUUUUACAGCAAACGGGUCCAGGGCGUGUCCGACGGAGGCACACGAAGCACCCCAAGCGCAAGCGCUGGAGACGCGCCUUCUGGCUGGGGCCAGCCAUCGCAGGAGUGAGUCGCCAGUGGAUCCCGAGUCGGCAGUCCCGUCCAGCGCCGUUUCGUCUGCAGAAGGCAGCCGCGCCGAGGUGAAGCAGGGCCCGAUUGACUCCGACAGUGACUGCGCACAGGCUCUCCACAAAGAGCGCACUGGCGCCUUUGUAGUGUCUCCGCUGUUGACGUUCGCUCUCGAAAACAUCAGGCGCCAAAGCGAACGUCGCGACAGCAUGGACUACAGCUCAACUCGCGGUUUGCCUCCCUCGCUGGACCUGCCAGAACGGAUGCCCACUCCGCGGGAUUGA
Neospora caninum is the source of this 1680-nucleotide messenger RNA. RefSeq lists its product as hypothetical. The record is from RefSeq and is a predicted model, not a curated record. Bases 1 to 1680 code for a protein of 559 amino acids. Lineage: Eukaryota; Apicomplexa; Conoidasida; Eucoccidiorida; Sarcocystidae. The transcript is spliced from 2 exons.